This is a messenger RNA of Gloeophyllum trabeum ATCC 11539, 732 nucleotides long. RefSeq lists its product as uncharacterized. Bases 1 to 732 code for a protein of 243 amino acids. Lineage: Eukaryota; Fungi; Basidiomycota; Agaricomycetes; Gloeophyllales; Gloeophyllaceae. The record is from RefSeq and is a predicted model, not a curated record. The transcript is spliced from 9 exons.
AUGUCUUUCCCGCUCGACACUUUGCCUGUCUGGCCGGGCGACCUAGAUGCGAAGGAUCCAUUUGAGCUGGUGCCACAGUUAAUGUCCUUGAUGAAGAAUACCUUGAUCCGAGGGAUGAAUAAUAUCCACCAGAUUGCUGGCGAAAUCGGCUCGUCUCAUCCGUCGUUCAAAGACUAUCUAUCGUACGUGAGCUUGUUCUGCAAUCUCAUGAGGGCGCAUUUUCAAGGCGACUCCCGAUUCUUCAAGCGUUGUACAGAAUCCGGGGAGUCUCUGGAAGUCAUCUUGUCGGGGGCAUGCAAUCCCGACACACAGAUUUUUCAGGAGUCCCUCGAACGUCUGCGCACUAUCGUGCAAGGCUAUACAGAGAAUCCUGAGAUAUACUCUGCCAUGUCUGUUCGCGAAUGCCUGGCCUUUGGCCCAAAGAUGGUCAAGCAAAUGAGGACUCAGAUUGAAGCUAUCCGUCCUGAGAAACUCCGAAAGCACUUCUCACCUCAUGCAAUCAAGGAAAUGGUCCAAGAAAGUAUGAAAUCCCUUGGAGAUAAUACCCAACUGGCCUUUCUGGUACCAUAUAUCUUCGCGCAUCACGAUCCUGCAACGUCACAAUACUGGCCGCCGUCCCCGGAGGACGGCGAGGCGAAGCUCCGAGCCAUACUGAAAGCGUAUGAGGGGGUAUGGCAGUUUGCACCCUUUGAUCCCAUAACUCGCGAAGUGAGGUUGGAAAGCGCGGAGUAG